Bursaphelenchus xylophilus (pine wood nematode) is the source of this 2717-nucleotide messenger RNA. The record is from the annotation of a GenBank genome assembly. NCBI's taxonomy places the organism in Eukaryota, Metazoa, Nematoda, Chromadorea, Rhabditida, Aphelenchoididae.
AUGUUCGCAACGAAACGGGCAGCGACGAGACUGGAGAGGGAAGCAAUUGGAAGUUCGGAUGUGGAGGUUAUCCACGGUAGAUUUCGGCAAAAUUCAAUGAGUUUAAAUUGUAAUAUCAUUGCUUUUUCAGCGAUUCAUCUCCCAAAUGCGAGCCCUUUGCGCCGUCAGAUGCAUGUACAACGUGGAUUGGAGCGAAGGAGCCAGCCCCGACUUCAACAAGACCCCAUGCGCCGUGGAGUUCGAUGUUAAUGGGUAAGGCUUUGAGUUUAAGAUUGAAGUUGGGAAUUGUAUUGAUUACAUUUUGAUAGGUAAUGUAAGGAAACGUGACAUUUUUACAUCCGAUGUCAAGCGUAAUAUAAUUUUUGGCCUUAAUUAGUUCCAAAAUGCAAAUAUGAAGUGAGGAAGUAACCUAAAUGCCCUUUUAUGUGUUUUUAUGUCUAGACUGGGAUAUUGAUUAUAUUGCACAUGACAGCUUUCAAUCUGAUGUCAAGUAUAAUACAAGUUUUGCCCCGAAUUCGCUCCAAAACGCUUUCAUAAAGCAAAUCAAAGUAAAAUCAAGUGUCUAUCAGUUUUGCAAGCAAAAUUUGGCGAUUAAUUAUAUUAAGGAUGUAAUUUUUUAUGUUAGCCAUCAAGUGCUAUAUAAUUUUCAUCGUUUUUGAGUUCACAAUAUAACUCAAUCAACUUUCAAUGCUCUUGUGGUCCUAAAUGAACUCCUGGACAAUCCGCGAAAGGCUCGGUACUACGUCCGUCACGGCCGUCUUCCACGAAAAUACCGAGUUCCGACGGCCGAAGGGGAGCGCUCUCGCCGAACCACAGUCUGAUGUACAUUCAAAAUAACCCCCACAGAAAUAUACUCCCCGAAUCUCAGCAUCCUCCUGUACUUGUUAGUUACUCUUUUCGAAUAUUUUUCAGUUCCCACCGCUCCUUUACUUGUUAUUUUUCAAACCUUGUUUGCGAAGUCGGCGGCCUCACUGCCGGGAUCCCAUCUCCAAAUAUACUCUGUUUGUUAGCCAUGAUUGUUCAUUGUUAUCCCCAGCCGUCUACCCCUCAAUUAUCCCCCAUAUUAUGUUGUUGUUGAUAUUAGACUUGAUAUUUUAUUCAUAGCCCAAUUCAGAUUAUAUAUUCUCCAAAAUUCUACUACUCCCACUAUUUAUAGAGAGCACAGACAAUUUACCCGUCCGAAGUUACUCCAUUGAUCUCAUCCUCCCAAAUCUUAUUUUUUCUCCACCUUACUAGGGAAGUGUACAAACGAACCCUCGCCAAAUGGCAAGUGUUAUACACCAUUGGAAAGCCCUUGAAAAAUGGUGCAAUGCACCAUUUUCAUUUUUUGCAGAAUGCCUCAGGGCAAAAAGUUAUAAACGGUACAUUUGUCCCUUAAGUAGUCACAAUAUCUGCUAUGGGGCAAAAUAAAUGUUAUUUUAAAACGCUAAGUGGUACGUAUUGGUACUAGGUUGUCCUAAGAAUCAUUAUGAAGUUUGGCGCUUGCCAGUAAAACCAUUUUACAUAUGAUAUUUACUGGUUUUAAAUACCCAUAAGGUGAAAAAACAAUUUUUUACUUUUUUUAAUCUUGAAAAACAUGUAAGUUUGAUGGUUUUAACCGUAAUCGACCGUCUUUCAGAAAAACUAAAACGUUUGUAAAAGAUUAACGCAAAUAUUUUCCUAGCUGUAAAAAAGCAAAAAUGGUUUUGCCCAAGCUGGGAAUUGAACCCGGCUUGUUUUGGCUUAUCAGCCUACUCAGCAACCCCUGCACUAUUGAAGCAACCCUCUCCGAGGAUUUUUUCCUGCCCAAGAGAAAGAAAGAUUUUUGUUUCAAAAUGACCUAAAAAUAAUACAGCUUACAGUAUGUCGUCGCGGAAAGGCAUUCUGCAAAAAAUGAAAAUGGUGCCUUGCACCAUUUUUCAAGGGCUCUUCAAUGAUGUAUGUCGCUUAUCAUUUGGUGAGGGUUCGUAUGUACACUUCCCUAGUUAGGGUGAAAGAGAUGACCGACAGGGGUUAUAUCAUUAAAAACCGUUGAAUUUGUGACGAAAAGUUGCCAGCCCACAGAAAGCAGAAUAGGAGCAGAGAUUGCCACGGCUCCGUAGCCGGCUGUUGGCUCCGGCUCUGGGCGGCUCCGAGCCGGGUGCCGGAAAUUUUGGCUCCGGCUCCCGAGCCCAAAGUCGGAGUCAGGCUUCUCAGCAUUCAGAAAAGUAGGAAUUGCGUGAUCUUGUUAAACCAAAGAGCCGGGAUUCGAAGCCGCAGACCUUUUUAAGUUUUUCAUGGCCUCGCUCCGGCUCUGGGAGCUAAGAGCCGGAGCCGAAAUUUUGACCGUGGCAAUCUCUGAAUAGGAGUCAAUGCAGAAUCUCCGUUUCAAAUACCCUUUUAUGAUUCACUUUCACCCGAAAAACUUCGGAUCGAAGGUCACCCGGUAGAAUUCAUGGAUGAAAAUUCAGCAACAGUUCCAUAGACUGUUGCAAGCUGGUCUGACAUCUGCUAAAUUUUCUUGCACUGGUCGCAACCACCUCUACAAACGGUGGUUACGAUCUGAAAGAAUAACACUUCCGCAACCUGCGGGGAAAUUCGGAGGCCCAUAAGCGUCCCGUUGUCCAAUUUACAAUGAUUCUGCAGCUGGCCGGAUAGGAAGAACAAAAAUAGAGGAUGCAGCACUGACGGCGUUGGAAGCCGAAGACCAGACCAGCGGAUUCUGGGAGCUUACCCACCAGCGGGACCCUGGAUAUUAG